Messenger RNA from Cuscuta europaea, 1881 nucleotides. NCBI's taxonomy places the organism in Eukaryota, Viridiplantae, Streptophyta, Magnoliopsida, Solanales, Convolvulaceae. The record is from the annotation of a GenBank genome assembly.
GCGAAUUUCAAAUUUCAAAUUUGAAUCGACUCGCCGAAAAACCCUCACACUCGAGUGACGACUUUAACCCUAAAGCCGGGUCCUAUAUUUAUGAAAUGAGCAACCCAUUUCUACCCUCACUAUCGAUUCCAUUAACCCGACCAUCUUCUUCUACCGCGGCUUACAUAAACUUCCCUGAAUCUCUCUGUCAAUCCAUCGCCAGAAGAAAAUGAGAGAGUGCAUCUCGAUUCACAUCGGUCAGGCCGGAAUCCAAGUCGGAAACUCGUGCUGGGAGCUUUACUGUCUCGAGCAUGGCCUCAAGCCAGAUGGCAAUAUGCCCGGCGACACCACCGUAGGUGGAGGUGACGACGCAUUCAAUACCUUCUUCAGUGAAACUGGAGCAGGAAAGCACGUCCCUCGUGCAGUGUUUGUAGAUCUGGAACCGACAGUCAUCGAUGAAGUCAGAACUGGAACAUAUCGCCAACUCUUCCACCCCGAGCAACUCAUCAGCGGUAAAGAGGACGCCGCCAACAAUUUCGCCAGAGGCCACUACACGAUUGGGAAGGAGAUUGUGGAUAUCUGUUUGGACAGGAUAAGAAAGCUGGCAGAUAACUGUACUGGUCUGCAAGGGUUUCUGGUGUUCCAUGCUGUGGGGGGUGGUACUGGAUCUGGUCUAGGAUCUCUCCUUCUGGAAAGGCUUUCUGUUGAUUAUGGAAAGAAGUCCAAGCUAGGAUUCACCAUUUACCCGUCUCCACAAGUCUCUACAGCCGUGGUUGAGCCUUACAACUCCGUUCUCUCCACUCACUCACUACUCGAACACACUGACGUUGCUGUGUUGCUCGACAAUGAAGCAAUCUAUGACAUCUGCCGGAAAUCUCUUGACAUUGAGAGGCCAACAUACACAAAUCUCAACAGGUUAAUCUCUCAAGUGAUUUCUUCCCUUACAGCUUCCCUCCGUUUUGAUGGAGCUUUAAACGUGGAUGUGAAUGAGUUCCAGACUAACCUUGUGCCAUACCCGAGGAUACACUUCAUGCUCUCUUCAUACGCCCCUGUUAUCUCUGCUGAAAAGGCCUACCACGAGCAACUCUCUGUUUCUGAGAUCACAAACACUGCUUUUGAGCCUUCUUCCAUGAUGGUGAAGUGUGAUCCACGCCAUGGAAAGUACAUGGCCUGCUGUUUAAUGUACAGAGGUGAUGUGGUUCCCAAGGAUGUGAAUGCCGCUGUUGCUACCAUCAAGACGAAGAGGACCAUACAGUUUGUUGAUUGGUGCCCGACUGGUUUCAAGUGCGGGAUUAAUUAUCAGCCACCAACUGUGGUUCCUGGUGGGGAUUUGGCUAAGGUUCAGAGGGCGGUCUGCAUGAUUUCCAACUCUACAAGUGUUGCUGAGGUGUUUUCUAGGAUUGACACCAAGUUUGAUUUGAUGUAUUGUAAACGAGCCUUUGUUCACUGGUACGUUGGGGAGGGUAUGGAGGAAGGAGAAUUCUCUGAGGCAAGAGAGGACUUGGCCGCCCUUGAGAAGGAUUAUGAGGAAGUUGGGGCAGAGACCGGGGAUGGUGAAGACGAAGACGAUGGUGAAGAGUACUAGUGGAAUUUCGAUUCCUUUUUUGUGCUUUGAUAUGUGGAGCCAAUGGUCUAAUUGGUUUUUAAUGCUUUCUUUUUACCUUUGGACUUGGUGACAAUUGUGUAUGAACCAUGUAUGUAGUCUGAGGGGGCUAUGUCUGUCUUUCAGUGGUUAAGAAUAUGAUCCUUUAUUUCAAUUGAGCAAUCCUGAAACUAGCUUAUGUGUUCUUUGUAGUACGGUGCUUGGUAGUUUACUUAUAUUUCUUUGUCGGUUAAACUUUAGAAUGGAUGUACGAGCCACAUUUUCACUUGAUUAACUUGCUUCCUCUAAUUGCAUCUUAG